UGCUGUCCCCGGUCGUUCGACUUCUCCGGGACAUGGAGGACGUGGAGGUGCGCUUCGCCCACCUCUUGCAGCCCAUCCGAGACCUCACCAAGAACUGGGAGGUGGACGUGGCGGCCCAGCUGGGCGAGUACUUGGAGGAGCUGGACCAGAUCUGUAUUUCCUUCGACGAAGGCAAAACCACGAUGAAUUUCAUCGAGGCUGCACUGUUGAUCCAGGGUUCAGCUUGUGUCUACAGUAAGAAGGUGGAGUACCUCUACUCGCUGGUCUACCAGGCUCUUGAUUUCAUCUCUGGCAAGAGGCGGGCCAGGCAGCUCUCUUCGGUGCAUGAAGAUGGGGCCAAUGGGACCGCCAGCUCCAGGACCCCCCGGGAAGCAGAGGACGAGUUCCUGCUGCUGCAUGACUUCCCUGACUCCCGGGCAAACGUGGAUCUGAAGAACCAGGCGCCCAGUGAUGUCCUCAUUGUCCCCCUGCUGCCCAUGGCUCUGGUGGCCCCUGAUGAGAUGGAGAAGAGCAGCUACCCCCUGUACAGCCGUCAGGGUGAGGUCCUGGCCAGCCGGAAGGAUUUCAGGAUGAACACGUGCACUCCCCACCCGCGAGGGGCCUUCAUGCUGGAGCCGGUGGGCAUGGCCCCUGCCCCAAGGAGUCAGAAGGGAGCGGCUGGGCUGACCUGUCUAGCCCCACCUCUGCCAGAUGCCCAGAGGGCUGAGGAGCAGUCAGUUGGGGUUUCUGGGUGCAGGAGUCCCGGCCAGGAACCAGUUCCCUCUCCAGAAGGCCCGAUGCACAGCAGUGGGAGUGAGGAGGAAGAUGUGGAGGUGGCGGCAGAACUCCCUGAUGACACAGCCCCCAAGAGCCCUCUGGAGCCUGGGGAGCCAGGGAGCCUGCGGCAGAGUGCUGCCCUGCCCAGGAGGUACAUGCUUCGGGAACGAGAGGUGGCUGUGGAGCCCAUGUCCCAGCUGAAGGAGACCCCAGACCCCUGGAAGAGCUUGGACCCCUUUGACUCCCAGGACUCUAAGCCCUUCAAGAAAGGUAAACCCUACUCUAUACCCCCUUGUGUGGAGGAGGCUCCAGGACAGAAGCGCAAGAGGAAGGGCAGCACCAAGCUGCAGGACUUCCACCAGUGGUACCUGGCUGCCUAUGCUGACCAUGCUGACCACAGGAGGCCCCGGCGAAAGGGCCCAUCCUUCGCAGACAUGGAGGUCCUGUACUGGACGCAUGUGAAGGAGCAGCUGGAGACACUCCGAGAGCUGCAGAGGAGAGAGGUGUCCGCACGGUGGCUGCCAAGGGCUGAGGAGGGGCUAUGGCCUGCAGAGGACGACCGCCUGGAGGACUCCCUGGAGGACCUUGGGGCUGCAGAUGACUUUCUGGAGCCUGAGGAGUACGUGGAGCCAGAGGAAGCAGAGCCCAGGGAAGCGGCUGAUCUGGAAGCAGAGGGUGUGCAGGCAUCCCUGAGCUAUGAGGAGCUGGUUCGAAGGAAUGUGGAACUCUUCAUCGCUACCUCCCAGAAGUUUGUCCGGGAGACGGAGCUGAGCCAGCGCAUCAGGGACUGGGAGGGCACCAUCCAGCCCUUACUCCAGGAGCAGGAGCAGCACGUGCCCUUUGAUAUCCACACCUAUGGGGACCAGGUGGUCUCUCAGUUUCCGCGGCUCAAUGAGUGGUGCCCCUUUGCGGAACUGGUGGCCGGCCAGCCUGCCUUUGAGGUGUGCCGUUCCAUGCUGGCCUCCCUGCAGCUGGCCAAUGACUACACGGUGGAGAUUACCCAGCAGCCAGGGCUGGAUGCAGCUGUGGACACCAUGUCCCUGAGGUUGCUCACACACCAGCGAGCCCAUAAGCGCUUCCAGACCUACGCCGCCCCCUCCAUGGCCCAGCCUUGAGUGCAGAGCACUGAGCAUUUGUACUGCCGGGGUGUGCUCAGGAGCCGCACACCUGCCGGCCACAGUGUCACUCCCGGGCUGGCCCAGCCUAAUAAAGUAGCAAUGUUACCCCCCA
Tupaia belangeri chinensis (Chinese tree shrew) is the source of this 1986-nucleotide messenger RNA. It is a transcript of the gene NCAPH2, whose product is annotated as non-SMC condensin II complex subunit H2. Gene Ontology annotation, molecular function: chromatin binding. Lineage: Eukaryota; Metazoa; Chordata; Mammalia; Scandentia; Tupaiidae. Gene Ontology annotation, biological process: mitotic sister chromatid separation; meiotic chromosome condensation. The record is from RefSeq and is a predicted model, not a curated record. Gene Ontology annotation, cellular component: nucleus; condensin complex. The transcript is spliced from 20 exons. Bases 33 to 1871 code for a protein of 612 amino acids.